GAUCUACCAGAGCUCACUGGAGAAGCAAACACAUUUGAGGCACAGCUGAAAAACAAAUAACAAUGAAGAUCCUUAUACUUUUAUUCACCUUGAUAGUUAAAAGUAGUCAGUUAUCACAGUCAGAGUGUGGAUCAGAGUGGAGGCGACCACAGCUCACUGAUAUCUCAGUAGAGUGUGGUACUUCGUCCAUUAAUCUGGCGGUUGUCAUUUGCCCAGUCGCCUACACUGGCUACAACGAGACUCGACUGAUCCUGAACGACAUGUGGGACUCGAACUGCCGAGCGACCCUAGACGAAUCCGUGAGUCCACCUGUCGCUCGCUUCAACUUCCCCUUGAAUAUGACCAACGCCUGUGGAAGCAUAUUCCGGACCACCAGCGCUACAGGAACAGGCAUCUUCUCCGACUUUUCCAACAUCCAGACGGUCAACGUCAGUGGCAUAAUUCGGUCCAGUGAUCCCACUACAGGCAUGGUCACUUACAAUGCCGAGCUGAAGUACUACUACUCCUGCGCCUAUCCCUUAGAGUAUCUGAUCAACAACACCCAGAUUGAUGUGUCGUCUUCCUCCAUUGCCAUCAAGGACAACAAUGGGAGUUUCAUCAGCACGCUGAGCCUAUCGCUGUACAGUGAUGAAGCAUACACACAACCCAUGACCAUUCCAGAAGAGGGGAUCGAAUUGAGAACUGAGGUCUACGUUGAGGUCAAGGCCACCAACUUGACGGCCCAGUACCACGUGUUACUCGACCAGUGCUAUGCCUCCGUCUCGCCGCUGCCUUCCAACUCGAGCAACUUCAACCUGAUCGUCCCCUGCUCUAAGGACAGCUUCACCACCGUCUACGAGAACGGCGAAAGCCAAAAAGCCCGCUUCUCCUUCCCCGCCUUCCGCUUCAUCGAGCAGCAGGACCUGAUGAUGUCCACCUACUACCUGCACUGCAUCACCCGGCUGUGCGAGAAGAGCACCUGCAGCACGUUCAAGCAAUGCCAGGAGACGAGGAGGAAAAGGGACACCGUGGACGCGCUGGCAGAGGACAUGAGCGAAACGUACACCCUCACUUCCCAGGAGAUCGUCACUCAAGCCGAGCCCGUUGACUCCAAAGAGCAGCUUGUUGCGUAUAAAAACGCUGACUCUACUGUUGGUCUUGGCGUGGCUGUCGGCGUGCUGGCCGUCGCUUGUGUCAUCGCCUUUGGCGUCGCAGCAGUGUUUUACAAAAAGCUCAGAUACUAAGGGAGCGUAUAAAUGAAUGCUUGCAUUUAGGCCUGCGGGCCAAACACGUUGUGUGAGGUGUAUCGUAUCUGCUUGCUUUUUAUUUUUUUCUGGUGGAGGACUGGGCUCAGCUCAUCAGCUCAUGCAGGGGGAGAUCUUUGUGUGUCAGUUACAGUAGUCAAAGGUCCUUAAAACGAUAGUUUGGGGAAUGAUUCAGUAGAAUAUGCUAGUGUUGUAAUAAAAAAAAGAAAGAAAAUACUUAUUUCCCUGAAUAAAGUAAAGCUUUAGGUGUUAAUGCAUGUCUGCACUUUAUUGCUUUAAAACAUUAUGGUUACUGGAGAGAGAAAACAAUAUAUCCAAAACAGGCUUUCAAAAGUGUUAUAUCUAAUUUAUUGAAUUCUUCACAAUGAGCUGUUAAAGAAAUGCUACACUCCAAACGAUGUCAUCAUCAGCUUGCACACUCGAUUCAUCAAGCACCUGCGGUCGCUCCGCCCCUCUGCUCAUCUCCUGUAAACACACACAACGUUACACAGCGUACCAUCAGCACCACUGUUGAAAAGCACAUUUUAAAGGUUUGUUAACUCAUCGCUGCUUGAUCCUCAUACUGUCUGCAUCCAUCUACUGCUCUUUGAAACCUACUAGUGAAAAUAAAAAGAACACAAAAAACAA
This is a messenger RNA of Solea senegalensis (Senegalese sole), 1871 nucleotides long. Its product is annotated as zona pellucida-like domain-containing protein 1. NCBI's taxonomy places the organism in Eukaryota, Metazoa, Chordata, Actinopteri, Pleuronectiformes, Soleidae. Gene Ontology annotation, cellular component: cell surface. The record is from RefSeq and is a predicted model, not a curated record. The coding region runs from base 63 to 1223 and encodes 386 amino acids. The transcript has a single exon.